Colletotrichum fioriniae is the source of this 1119-nucleotide messenger RNA. It is a transcript of the gene GAL10, whose product is annotated as UDP-glucose-4-epimerase. Gene Ontology annotation, cellular component: cytosol. Gene Ontology annotation, biological process: beta-D-galactose catabolic process via UDP-galactose, Leloir pathway. The record is from RefSeq and is a predicted model, not a curated record. NCBI's taxonomy places the organism in Eukaryota, Fungi, Ascomycota, Sordariomycetes, Glomerellales, Glomerellaceae. Gene Ontology annotation, molecular function: UDP-glucose 4-epimerase activity.
AUGGCCAUUGGAACUGUCUUGGUUACCGGUGGUACCGGAUACAUUGGCUCCUUCACCUCCCUCACCCUUCUCCAGAACGGCUACGAUGUGGUCAUUGUCGACAGCUUGUACAACUCCUCCAAGGUUGCCGUCGACCGCAUCGAGCUGCUGAGUGGCAAGCGACCCCACUUCUACCAGGUCGAUGUCACCGACAAGGCCGGCCUCGAUGAGGUUUUCAAGAAGCACCCCGAGAUUGAUAGUGUCAUUCACUUCGCCGCGCUCAAGGCUGUCGGCGAGUCUGGCGAGAUCCCUCUCGAGUACUACCGCGUCAACGUUGCCGGCACUGUCUCCCUGCUCCAGGCCAUGACGGAUAACGAUGUUCCCAACAUUGUCUUCUCUUCUUCGGCGACCGUCUACGGCGAUGCCACCCGUUUCGAGAACAUGAUUCCCAUUCCCGAGCACUGCCCAAUUGGCCCCACCAACACCUACGGCCACACCAAGGCCUUUGUCGAGCAGGUCAUUACUGAUCACAUCAACGCCGAGCGCAACAAGCUGAAGAAGGCUGGCAAGUCCUACGAGCAGUUUAACGGUGCUCUUUUGAGAUACUUCAACCCAUGUGGCGCCCACCCCUCUGGCCUCAUGGGUGAGGACCCUCAGGGCGUCCCCUACAACCUGCUGCCUCUGCUCGGCAAGGUCGCUACGGGUGACCGCGACAAGCUCCUCGUCUUUGGUGAUGACUACGCCUCGAGAGACGGUACCGCCAUCCGCGACUACAUCCACGUUGUCGAUUUGGCCAAGGGCCACUUGAGCGCCCUCAACUACCUCCGCGAGAACAAGCCUGGUGUUAAGGCCUGGAACCUCGGUUCCGGCCGUGGCAGCACCGUCUUUGAGAUGAUCAAGGCUUUCAGCCAUGUUGUCGGCCGCGAUCUGCCCUACGAUGUUGUCCCCAGACGCCAGGGCGAUGUUCUCGAUCUUACUGCCAACCCAUCCCUGGCCAACAAGGAGCUCAACUGGAAGACUGAGGAGACACUGGAGAAGGCUUGCGAGGAUCUCUGGCGCUGGGUCAGCAACAACCCCAAGGGUUAUCGCCAGGACCCUCCCCCUGAGCUCCUUGCCAACGCCAAGCCCACAAGCGGCUAA